Messenger RNA from Cebus imitator (Panamanian white-faced capuchin), 903 nucleotides. RefSeq names its product phospholipase A2 group X (gene PLA2G10). NCBI's taxonomy places the organism in Eukaryota, Metazoa, Chordata, Mammalia, Primates, Cebidae. Gene Ontology annotation, molecular function: phospholipid binding; calcium ion binding. Bases 344 to 844 code for a protein of 166 amino acids. Gene Ontology annotation, biological process: arachidonate secretion; phospholipid metabolic process; lipid catabolic process. The transcript has 4 exons. The record is from RefSeq and is a predicted model, not a curated record.
UCUUCUGCUCCUUUUGGGCGCCCAGGUGAGCGGGAGAGUGGCUGGGGGAAUAACAACAUCAAAGAAGCUCCUUUUGCUCCCUUACUCCGAGGAGACGUUCUGGUGCCUGACUCCUGGUCCUGUCCCCAGCGCCCUGGUGGCCUCUCGAGCCCCUUCAGUGACCAAGAUGCAGAGAUCAGGGCGCCUUUGCGCCGCCCCACGUGCCCGCCCCUAGCUGGCUCCGCCCGGCCCGGAGGAAAGGUGAGGUCGGGGGCAGGGCCGGGCGCGGCAGCCAGGAUAAGGAUUGGCCCGGCUUGGUGCCUCCCGUGGCCCGGUAGCGCGGUCCCACACCUGCCACCCUCCGAUGGGGCAGCUACCUGUGUGCCUGCCAAUCAUGCUGUUCCUGCUGCUGCCGUCGCUGCUGCUGCUGCUGCUGCUGGGACCUGGCCCCAGUUUCAGCGAGGCCUCCAGGAAGUCACAUGUGCACCGGCGUGGGAUCCUGGAACUGGCAGGAACUGUGGGUUGUGUUGGCUCCCGAACCCCCCUGGCCUAUAUGAAAUACGGUUGCUAUUGUGGCCUGGGAGGCCGUGGCCAGCCCCGCGAUGCCAUUGACUGGUGCUGCCAUCACCACGACUGUUGCUAUACUCGAGCUGAGGAGGCCGGCUGCAGCCCCAAGACACAGCGCUACUCCUGGCAGUGCGUCAAUCAGACUGUCGUGUGCGGACCAGUAGAGAACAAAUGCCAAGAACUCUUGUGCAAGUGUGACCAGGAGAUUGCUAACUGCUUAGCCCAAACUGAGUACAACUUAAAGUACCUCUUCUACCCCCAGUUCCUAUGUGAGCAGGACUCGCCAAAGUGUGACUGACUACCUUGACUUGAAAUGCUCUUUUGCACAAGGAAAUAAAGCUUCCUCUCACUAAUGAA